AUGUAUACCGAUAACUGGUAUACCAGUGUAGAUUUAGCAGACAAAUUACCUGAUUCAGAGACGCAUCUGGUUGGUAUGCUCCGCAAAAAUAGAAAGAGAUUGCCGCAAGAAGUUACUGAAACGAAGCUCAAACUUGGUGAAUACAUUUCUAGAGAGAAUCAAAGGGGUAUAACCGUUAUGAAGUGGCGAGAUAAACGCGAAGUACUUCUGCUGUCUACAAAACACUCUAACAUACUAAAAGAAAGUACGAGUAAACGGGGUCUUGUUACCAAGAAACCCAAAAUUAUUUUGUCGUACAACCAAGCGAAGUCGGCCGUAGACCUGUCUGAUCAAAUGUCAGCAUAUUCGACACCAUUGCGUAAGACAGUAAAAUGGUAUCGAAAACUUGCUUGGAAAAGUUUCGAGUCCAAAAAUAAUACACCAACAAAUAUAGUUCUUAAUCUUUGUAGUAACCUGUUCAAUAAAGGACACACUAUGUAUACCGAUAACUGGUAUACCAGUGUAGAUUUAGCAGACAAGUUACCUGAUUCAGAGACGCAUCUGGUUGGUAUGCUCCGCAAAAAUAGAAAGAGAUUGCCGAAAGAAGUUACUGAAACGAAGCUCAAACUUGGUGAAUACAUUUCUAGAGAGAAUCAAAGGGGUAUAACCGUUAUGAAGUGGCGAGAUAAACGCGAAGUACUUCUGCUGUCUACAAAACACUCUAACAUACUAAAAGAAAGUACGAGUAAACGGGGUCUUGUUACCAAGAAACCCAAAAUUAUUUUGUCGUACAACCAAGCGAAGUCGGCCGUAGACCUGUCUGAUCAAAUGUCAGCAUAUUCGACACCAUUGCGUAAGACAGUAAAAUGGUAUCGAAAACUUGCUUGGAAAAGUUUCGAGUCCAAAAAUAAUACACCAACAAAUAUAGUUCUUAAUCUUUGUAGUAACCUGUUCAAUAAAGGACACACUAUGUAUACCGAUAACUGGUAUACCAGUGUAGAUUUAGCAGACAAGUUACCUGAUUCAGAGACGCAUCUGGUUGGUAUGCUCCGCAAAAAUAGAAAGAGAUGGCCGAAAGAAGUUACUGAAACGAAGCUCAAACUUGGUGAAUACAUUUCUAGAGAGAAUCAAAGGGGUAUAACCGUUAUGAAGUGGCGAGAUAAACGCGAAGUACUUCUGCUGUCUACAAAACACUCUAACAUACUAAAAGAAAGUACGAGUAAACGGGGUCUUGUUACCAAGAAACCCAAAAUUAUUUUGUCGUACAACCAAGCGAAGUCGGCCGUAGACCUGUCUGAUCAAAUGUCAGCAUAUUCGACACCAUUGCGUAAGACAGUAAAAUGGUAUCGAAAACUUGCUUACAAGCCAUAA
Messenger RNA from Parnassius apollo (apollo), 1350 nucleotides. NCBI's taxonomy places the organism in Eukaryota, Metazoa, Arthropoda, Insecta, Lepidoptera, Papilionidae. The record is from the annotation of a GenBank genome assembly.